This is a messenger RNA of Parascedosporium putredinis, 870 nucleotides long. Lineage: Eukaryota; Fungi; Ascomycota; Sordariomycetes; Microascales; Microascaceae. The record is from the annotation of a GenBank genome assembly.
AUGGCCGCGCCAGCACCUCACUCCUCCUUCCCUCGCGACUAUCCCUGGGAUGGCCCUCGGACGCUAGCCGACAACCCCCUCGUCAACCCGAGAGGAUUGCGUUGCCUUCAAUUCGACAGGCCUUCCCCGAGAUGCGGCCAGCAGCGAAAGGGCAAGCAGAGUGCCCAGGCUCUACUCGUGCCAGUCUUCAGUUUCCGCGGCAAGACAAGCGUCGCCUACUGUGCCACCGCGGACACCCGCCUCAGAGGCUUGGGCUGCCCCCAAACCCAGAGGCCACCAGUUCCGCUUUCUGCUGGGCCAGCACUCGAACACCCAACGCAGUUCCGGCACAACCCUUUCACCUACCAGUAUCACCACCCUUCCAGGGUCCAGUCACUCUCGGUGGGAUCCAACCCUUACGACAGGCCUACAUACGCAGCUGCUGGGUACCCUCCGCACCACUACCACGACUUUGUCCGUUAUGGCGACGUAGGCCCACAAGGCGUGAUGGGAGACGCUAAGCAGCGAAAGAGGCGUGGCAACCUACCAAAGGAAACGACAGACAAGUUGAGGGCAUGGUUCGUGGCCCACCUACACCACCCUUAUCCUACAGAAGACGAAAAGCAGGACCUCAUGAGGCAGACUGGACUACAGAUGAACCAAAUUUCCAACUGGUUCAUCAACGCACGACGGCGUCAACUCCCUACGAUGAUCAAUAACGCGCGUGCGGAGUCAGACGCAGCCAACUCGGCUCGCACCACGACGGAAAACAAGAUGCCCUCGGUAGCGGCCGGAGCGGCGACCCUCAGCGACGGCGAAACAGGAACCUUUCACGACGAUCUUAGGAUCAAGCGACAGCGGAGCGGCCAUGUGAAGCGAGGGAGCAUCUAA